Messenger RNA from Sus scrofa (pig), 2976 nucleotides. RefSeq names its product solute carrier family 17 member 7 (gene SLC17A7). NCBI's taxonomy places the organism in Eukaryota, Metazoa, Chordata, Mammalia, Artiodactyla, Suidae. Gene Ontology annotation, cellular component: excitatory synapse; synaptic vesicle membrane. The record is from RefSeq and is a predicted model, not a curated record. Gene Ontology annotation, molecular function: L-glutamate transmembrane transporter activity; neurotransmitter transmembrane transporter activity. Gene Ontology annotation, biological process: regulation of synapse structure or activity; transmembrane transport; synaptic transmission, glutamatergic.
ACAGCCCCUAGGCAGCCGGCACUCGCAGCCUCCUUCCCCCCGAGCGGAGCUGCGGGGCCGGCCGGGCCGGGGCGGACCCCGGGAACCCGGACGCGGCCGCCCGGGCCCGCGGGCGGGGGGAUCGGCGGAGGGGACUGGCGGCGGGAGCAGCCACCAUGGAGUUCCGCCAGGAGGAGUUUCGGAAGCUAGCGGGUCGCGCCCUCGGGAGGCUGCACCGUCUUCUGGAGAAGCGGCAGGAAGGUGCAGAGACGCUGGAGCUAAGUGCUGAUGGGCGCCCGGUGACGACACAGACCCGGGACCCGCCGGUAGUGGAUUGCACCUGCUUUGGUCUCCCUCGCCGCUACAUUAUCGCCAUCAUGAGCGGUCUGGGCUUCUGCAUCAGCUUUGGCAUCCGCUGCAACCUGGGCGUGGCCAUCGUCUCCAUGGUCAACAACAGCACGACCCACCGCGGGGGCCACGUGGUGAUGCAGAAAGCUCAGUUCAACUGGGAUCCAGAGACAGUUGGCCUCAUACAUGGCUCCUUUUUCUGGGGCUACAUUGUCACCCAGAUUCCCGGAGGAUUUAUCUGCCAAAAAUUCGCAGCUAACAGGGUUUUCGGCUUUGCUAUUGUGGCUACCUCCACUCUAAACAUGCUGAUCCCCUCGGCUGCCCGCGUCCACUACGGCUGCGUCAUCUUCGUGAGGAUCCUGCAGGGGUUGGUAGAGGGGGUCACGUAUCCCGCCUGCCACGGGAUCUGGAGCAAGUGGGCCCCGCCCUUAGAGCGGAGUCGCCUGGCGACGACAGCCUUUUGCGGUUCCUAUGCUGGGGCGGUGGUCGCGAUGCCUCUCGCCGGGGUCCUGGUGCAGUACUCGGGAUGGAGCUCAGUGUUCUACGUCUACGGCAGCUUCGGGAUCUUCUGGUACCUGUUCUGGCUGCUCGUCUCAUACGAGUCCCCGGCGCUGCACCCUAGCAUCUCGGAGGAGGAGCGCAAGUACAUCGAGGACGCCAUCGGCGAGAGCGCCAAACUCAUGAACCCCGUCACGAAGUUUAACACACCCUGGCGGCGCUUCUUCACGUCCAUGCCAGUCUAUGCCAUCAUCGUGGCCAACUUCUGCCGCAGUUGGACGUUCUACCUGCUUCUGAUCUCCCAGCCCGCCUACUUCGAAGAAGUGUUCGGAUUUGAGAUCAGCAAGGUGGGCCUGGUAUCAGCUUUGCCUCACCUGGUCAUGACCAUCAUCGUGCCCAUUGGCGGCCAGAUCGCCGACUUCCUGAGGAGCCGCCGCAUCAUGUCGACCACCAACGUGCGCAAGUUGAUGAACUGCGGGGGCUUUGGGAUGGAAGCUACGCUGCUGCUGGUGGUCGGCUACUCGCACUCCAAGGGCGUGGCCAUCUCCUUCCUCGUCCUCGCCGUGGGCUUCAGCGGCUUCGCCAUCUCUGGGUUCAACGUGAACCACCUGGACAUCGCCCCGCGCUACGCCAGCAUCCUCAUGGGCAUCUCCAACGGCGUGGGUACCUUGUCCGGCAUGGUGUGCCCCAUCAUCGUGGGUGCCAUGACUAAACACAAGACGCGGGAGGAGUGGCAGUACGUGUUCCUCAUCGCCUCCCUGGUGCACUACGGUGGCGUCAUUUUCUACGGGGUCUUCGCUUCCGGAGAGAAGCAGCCGUGGGCAGAGCCUGAGGAGAUGAGCGAAGAGAAAUGUGGCUUCGUUGGCCACGACCAGCUGGCUGGCAGUGACGAGAGCGAAAUGGAGGAUGAGGCCGAGCCCCCCGGGGCACCCCCUGCUCCCCCGCCCUCCUAUGGGGCCACGCACAGCACAGUUCAACCCCCGAGACCCCCGCCCCCUGUCCGGGGGGCCUACUGACCACGUGCCUCCGACCGGAUGGCAGUUUCCAGGGCCUCCACUCCACACACCUCAGGCCUGAGUGGCCGUGUCGAGGAAGCCCGGUCCUCUGCGCCCUGCCUCAGGCCAAGAAGCACUCUCCCUGUUCCCAGUGCCGUCAAAUCCUCCUCCCUCCCCGCCGCCUCUCAGGGUAGCGAAGCUCCGGCCCCCCCCUCCCCGCAGGCAGUUUCAAGGAUACCCACCAGGGACACCCACCAAGGAUACCCACUUCCCCUGAAGGCUCCCUUCUCCACCUGGUCGGCCUCAGUAGUGUCAAAGCUCUCCUUUCAGGGCUUUGUUGGAAGGGACAGUUCCAUCUCUUGUGGUUUUGGGCACUUCCCCCUUUCCUUGAACCCCAGGGACUCUCAGGCUGACCCCCUGAGACUACUCAGCCCCCCUCUCAUUUCAGAAAAAUUCAAGGUCUUCCCCUAGAAGUUUCAAAUCUCUCCCAACACUACUCUGCAUUUGCCCGGUUGGUUUAACUCAUCACCCAUAUGCACCAUUCUCGGGGUUGAUUCUCACCAGCGUUUCUGGGGGGACAUGGCAGUUUCAAGCACCUCCCCCACCUAUCCACCCCUCCCUCCACCAGCAGACUCUGCUGAAGCACCCAGUCCCCAAGACCUUCUCCCUAGCUUUGCCCAAGGCCUAGGGAAACCAAAAAGUGGCGGGUUUGACACGAGGCCGCUCCUCACCCCCAUGCACUUUUUCUGACACGGUUUUCAGGUCUAAACAGGGGCUGCUCCAGUCCAUCACCUCCGUGGUUUGAAGCCACCACCAUUGAACUUCCCCAUGGCGGUUUCAAGAUGCUCCUUCUCCCCUCAUUCCUUGCACUUUAUUCUCUUGGGUGGUUUCAGACUGCCCUCGUUUUCUCAGUGGCCAUUCGUUAGGUCCCUCAGGGGCUAAAUGACUCCAAAUCUGGGAUCCUUCCCUCUCAGACUCCCCUAUUUCCGCUUAGAAUUUGGGGAACGUAUAUAGGAGAAGUCACAGAAUCCCAGGAAAGGGAAUGGGGCUGGGGGAAAGGGGUGUUUUUCCCCAGGCAGGGUUGUGUCUUUGUGUCUCUCUCUGUGACUGUAACUCCUGCCCUGCCCCCUCCCAAUAAAAUGCUUUGGUGUACACA